Molecule: messenger RNA, 1323 nt
Organism: Pyricularia pennisetigena
Lineage: Eukaryota; Fungi; Ascomycota; Sordariomycetes; Magnaporthales; Pyriculariaceae
Exons: 2
Coding region: 1-1323 (440 amino acids)
Source: RefSeq, a predicted model, not a curated record
AUGACUGCUAGGAUUUUUGAUGUUGAUCAGACGGGAAACGUGCUUUGCUCGUAUGACCAUGGCGACCGUGUUGACGACAAUUCGGACGGUUCUAUGAAGAUAGAGAGAACACAUGUGCCCUUGAUCAAGGCAAUCUUUUACGCAUUCCUUCCCGCCGGCUUUCCGCACACGGUCACCGAAGACUACCUCCACUACCAGAUUUACGACUCCCUCCAGGCCUUCUCCUCAUCCAUCGCCUCUCUCCUAGCCAAUCGCGCUGUGCUCGAGGGUCUGGGUGUUGGCGAUGCGUCGCAGUCCCCUACGGCCGCCCUGGUCUUGAAGAUCAUACAAGAUACCAUCUCGCGCCUGGCCACGAUCAUGUUCGCACAUCGGAUGGGUACUGCCAUCGAGCCCGAAUGCAAGUCGUAUCGAUUCUUGGCCGAUAUCUUCAACGAUGCUGCCCAGAUUCUUGACCUGCUUGUGCCCGUUCUUCCUCUGUUGCCUAAAGUCUCGGUUCUGGUAACAUCGGGAUGUCUGCGCUCACUCUGUGGUGUUGCGGCUGGUGCCAGCAAGGCCAGCUUGUCCGCCCAUUUUGCCAAGACGGGCAAUCUGGCAGAGCUCAACGCCAAGGAGGCCAGUCAAGAGACAGUCGUCAGCCUGGUCGGCAUGUUGACCGGGACAGCCGUCGUCCAUAUGGUGGAGGACAAGACGGCCGUGUGGUGCUGGAUGAUUGUGCUGAUCUGCAUGCACCUCAUGAUGAACUAUCGUGCCGUCCGCAACGUCCGCAUGCUCACACUCAAUCGUCAGCGCGCAACAAUUGUCUUUCGCGAAUUCCUCGAGACGGGCAAGGUUUUGACCCCAGCCCAAUGUGCCGCCCGUGAGAGUAUCCUGCUCAACAGUCGCGGCAACAUGAGCAGCAAGAGUGGUGAUUACAAGGGAUUUUGUCAGUUUGCCAGCUAUGGCGACGUAAUGAACUGGCGACCAUGGGGCUACCACCGCUACGACUUUGAGACAGAUGACUACUUUAUGGGCAUCUAUCACUGGAGGUCAACAUUUUACAUCCGCAUCGCAAUGAAGGAGACCAGCCGGGAGGGUCGGGCUAAUGGCCCGCUGCUGGCUUGGUUCGACGCUGUUGCGCAUGCGUACCACUUUGACUCGGCUCUGAAGGAUGGCCUCGGUAGCCAUACGGAACAUGCUGGCCCUGCCGGCUACAUCUCACCAGAGACCAAGGAGACAGUCCUUAAAGCUUUGACUGCUGCUGGCUGGGAUAUUUACGACGGACAGCUCGAGAUUAGAAGUCCCGUGCGCGUGCGCAUUGCCGACGCUGGGAAGAAGGGCAUGUAA